This is a messenger RNA of Psammomys obesus (fat sand rat), 1359 nucleotides long. RefSeq names its product beta-1,3-glucuronyltransferase 2 (gene B3gat2). Gene Ontology annotation, biological process: carbohydrate metabolic process; chondroitin sulfate proteoglycan biosynthetic process. NCBI's taxonomy places the organism in Eukaryota, Metazoa, Chordata, Mammalia, Rodentia, Muridae. Gene Ontology annotation, molecular function: galactosylgalactosylxylosylprotein 3-beta-glucuronosyltransferase activity. The transcript is spliced from 4 exons. Gene Ontology annotation, cellular component: Golgi membrane. The coding region runs from base 385 to 1359 and encodes 324 amino acids. The record is from RefSeq and is a predicted model, not a curated record.
GCUGGCGGCUCCCAGGCUGGCACUCCGCAAAGAGCGCAGCGGGGACCACCGCCUGGCUCGCGCUCGCUCGCUCGCUCGCUCGGCACAACUCCGGGACCGGCAGCGCGCGGCUGGAGCGCGUCCAGACUCCCGCCGACUUCGGCCAGAGUGAGCCCCAGCCCCAGCCCGGACGCCCGCACCCCACGGAGUUCUAGCUCGCCCUGACCUCUGCGCCAAAGACCCCCGCACGCCCGGGUCCCCGCAACGCCCCGAGCCGGAUGGGGAGCGCGCCUGCCGCUGCAAGCUGACAGCCGCCGCCGUCCGAGCUGUGCACACCGAGGCCCCCCAACCCGGAGGCUGGUCCUUGCCGGGGGUGGCGUCCGAGAGGCUGGGGGAGCGCGCACCAUGAAGUCGGCGCUGUGCAGCCGCUUCUUCAUCCUCCUGCCCUGGAUCCUGAUCGUCAUCAUCAUGCUGGACGUGGAUCCCCGGAAGCCCGCGCCUCAACUCAUUUCGCGCCCCUACUUCUCCCCACACACCCUGGGCUGCGGGGGCUCCCGAGCCCCUCUCCGACGGAGCCACCCGGGCCGCGACGCUCCCGGGAAGCGCAACGAGUCCCGGCCCCGGCUACCCCCGGAGCCCCGGCUGCCCACCAUCUAUGCCAUCACGCCCACCUACAGCCGCCCGGUGCAGAAAGCCGAGCUGACCCGCCUGGCCAACACCUUCCGCCAGGUGGCGCAGCUGCACUGGAUCCUGGUGGAGGACCGGGCCACGCGCAGCGAGCUGGUGAGCAGCUUCCUGGCUCGGGCCGGGCUGCCCAACACGCACCUGCACGUGCCCACGCCGCGGCGCUACAAGCGACCGUGGCUGCCGCGCGCCACCGAGCAGCGCAACGCGGGCCUCGCCUGGCUGCGCCAGAGGCACCAGCACCAGAGCGCGCAGCCCGGCGUGCUCUUCUUCGCCGACGACGACAACACGUACAGUCUGGAGCUCUUCCAGGAGAUGCGGACCACCCGCAAGGUUUCUGUCUGGCCCGUUGGCCUAGUUGGCGGGCGACGCUACGAACGUCCAUUGGUGAAAAAUGGCAAAGUUGUUGGCUGGUACACUGGGUGGAGAGAAGACAGGCCUUUUGCCAUCGACAUGGCAGGAUUUGCUGUGAGUCUACAAGUCAUCUUGUCCAAUCCAAAAGCUGUAUUUAAGCGCCGUGGAUCCCAGCCAGGGAUGCAAGAAUCUGACUUUCUAAAGCAGAUAACAACAGUUGAAGAACUGGAGCCAAAGGCUAGUAACUGCACCAAGGUUCUCGUGUGGCACACUCGGACAGAAAAGGUUAAUCUAGCCAAUGAGCCAAAGUACCACCUGGACACAGUGAACAUUGAGGUAUAG